UAAAAGCACCUGAGAAAAAUGCAUACGUAUAAUUUUCUAAUCUAAAUUAAUUGUGUAUAUUUUGUUACAGUAUUUAUUUUACAUUAAAUGUGGAUUGUAUUUUUAACAUAUCCUUUUCCGUUGAUUUUGCUAAAACAAGUAUCGUGUGAUAGCAAGUUUUGAUAAAAAUAAUUUAUCAAACUAUGUUGUGAAUAAUGAAAAAUGAUUCUACAGCCUACAAGCUAUCAAAAACGUCGAAAAUAAUUGCAACAUCAGUUUACUGGUAGUAAAGGUCCAUGGUAGUGUAAUUUUAAAAACUAUGGCUGAAGCAGGAGUUGCUCAAAAUGUUCCUCAUCAAUUAAGUAUUACUGUUGAAAAUGCCAGUUUACGUAAUAAUGGUUUUCUUAAACCUAGUCCAUAUGUUGAGCUGACAGUGGAUGGUAAGAGCCCUCGUAGGACUGAAAUUUGCAGGACCACAUGUCAACCAAAAUGGAAUGAAGACUUUACUGUAUUAAUAACACCACAAUCGAAAUUAUUUUUGAGUGUAUUAGAUCAUAAUAAUUUCCGCAAGGAUACAGUUAUUGGUGAGAAGAAAAUAGAAAUUGGCGAAUUGCUUCAAUACUACAGUGGACGUCUUGAAAAUUUGGAACUCACUCUUGAUUUACUGUCAGAGAAUAAGGGAAAUGAAACACCUACAAAGACAGGCGAACUUGUAGUUUUAUUAAAAGGCCUAAGUAUAGAUGUCGCAAAUGACAAUCAUGUGCGUCAUAAGAGUGUGCAUUCUAUGCCUCUGACCCCAAGUAAUGUUGAAAAUCCUCAAAGUAGAAGUGUUUUGAAUGGUGUGAGGGGUAGAGUACGCUCUAAUGGGUCUGAAAAUGUUGUUCCUGUGACUACUUCAUUGUCUAGAACUUCACUUGAUCAAUCAUCAGCUCAACCACAAACACAACCUCAAGCAGCUGUACCCUACCCUCAACAAUCUCAACCGAUUAUUACAGCAGUCACACAAACCCCUGUUGCUGUUACUGGAGGAGCACCGGUUUUUACGGGGCCACACAUAGGUCCUCCUGCAACUGUUCCAAAUGGUAACGUUGUUCAAAAUGGUCCGGAAGAAAGUCGAGAAGACCCUCUACCUCCCGGAUGGGAAAUGCGUUACGACAUGUACGGGCGAAGAUACUAUGUUGAUCAUAAUACAAGGUCGACUUCUUGGGAAAGACCCCAACCAUUGCCCCCUGGGUGGGAAAUGCGGAGGGAUACGAGAGGUCGAAUUUAUUAUGUUGACCACAAUGCCAGGACCACUACAUGGCAACGACCUAAUACUGAACGCCUUCAACACUAUCAACAAUGGCAAGGUCAGAGGCAACAUAUUGUACAGCAAGGAAAUCAACGCUUUUUAUACCCUACACAGCCUCAAAUUACAUCAUCAGCUGGUCCUAGCGCAAGCCCUGCUGAUGAGGACGACGGAUUAGGUCCACUACCCCCAGGUUGGGAAAGACGCGUUCAGCCAGAUGGCAGAGUGUACUACGUGAAUCAUAAGAAUCGGACAACUCAGUGGGAAGAUCCGAGAACGCAAGGGCAAGAGGUUUGCGGAGAAGCCGAUGAUACACCUUUGCCACCUGGCUGGGAAAUUAGAUAUACCGAAGAUAAUGUUCCUUACUUUGUCGACCAUAACAGUCGAACAACUACAUUCCAGGAUCCGCGUCCUGGUGCACCAAAAGGGCAUGGCGUGUAUGGUGUUCCUCGGGUAUAUGAAAGAUCUUUUAGGUGGAAAAUUGGUCAAUUUAGAUAUCUUUGUCAAAGUAAUGCUCUUCCCAGUCAUAUAAAAAUAACGGUAUCCAGACAAACGUUAUUCGAAGAUUCAUAUCAUGCAAUAAUGCGUUUACCUGCUUACGAACUUCGUCGAAGGUUAUAUAUUAUAUUCAAAGGGGAAGAAGGUUUAGAUUAUGGUGGCGUGAGCCGGGAAUGGUUUUUCCUCCUUUCACAUGAAGUACUUAAUCCAAUGUAUUGUCUUUUUGAGUACGCAAACAAAAAUAAUUACAGUUUACAAAUCAACCCUGCGUCCUACGUGAAUCCCGAUCACUUACUUUACUUCAAAUUUAUUGGUCGUUUUAUUGCAAUGGCUCUUUAUCACGGUCGAUUUAUCUAUUCCGGUUUCACAUUGCCUUUUUAUAAACGGAUGUUAAAUAAAAAGUUAGUAAUGAAAGAUAUCGAAAGCAUUGAUCCCGAGUUUUACAACUCGCUGGUUUGGAUUAAAGAGAACAAUAUCGACGAAUGCGGCCUGGAGUUGUACUUUAGCGUGGAUUUCGAAGUUUUGGGUCAGGUUGUUCAUCAUGAAUUGAAAAAAAACGGUGAUAAGGAACGUGUUACUGAAGAAAAUAAAGAAGAAUAUAUCACAUUAAUGACCGAAUGGAGAAUGACGCGUGGAAUCGAACAGCAAACUAAAGCGUUUUUAGAUGGUUUCAGCGAAGUUGUACCUCUUGAAUGGCUCAAAUAUUUUGAUGAACGUGAAUUGGAACUUUUGCUCUGUGGCAUGCAGGAGAUUGAUGUUGAUGACUGGCAACGUCAUACAAUUUACAGGCAUUACACUAGAAAUAGUAAACAAGUCAUUUGGUUUUGGCAGUUUGUAAAACAAACAGACAAUGAGAAAAGAACGCGCCUUCUUCAGUUUGUUACGGGGACAUGUAGAGUGCCUGUUGGUGGUUUUGCAGAACUAAUGGGAUCGAAUGGUCCACAAAGAUUUUGUAUAGAAAAGGUAGGUAAAGACACGUGGCUGCCCCGGUCACAUACUUGUUUUAAUCGUCUUGAUUUACCGCCAUACAAAAGCUAUGAACAACUGGUGGAAAAAUUAAAUUAUGCCAUCGAAGAAACUGACGGUUUUGGUCAGGAGUAAGUUUUUUAAAUCCAAAGAAAUUUGUGUAUUAUCUAUGUACAUAAUUUAGGAAAUAUCUUUGUAAUGUUGAGGUAAAGUUGUACCUGAAAUAAUUAUGCAACUGGUAACUAGACUCAAUUUUUGUCGAGUUUUAUUUUAUUUAAUUACCGGUAAUAUUUACUUACAAUAUUCGUAUCAUUAUUACUAAUAUGAUAACCAUCUUCGUGAUAUACUGUUUGCUUAAUCUCCCAACUGAAUUUACUUUACCCCACGAUGCUGUGUAAAUAUAAUACAUACAUAAAAUAUAUAGAUAGGUGCUUAUAGAAAGUGUAAAUAUAUUAACCGGGGACAUUCCAUGUAACUAUCGUAAUUUAAGUAAUCACUGAUAUUUUUAAAACCAAAGUGUUUUAAUUUAAACAUUAAUUUAUGUUGAAAGUGUGGACUGCAUGUAAUCUACUUGUAUUUAACUACUCAGAAAUAGCAGCAUUUUAUUUGUUUAGGUUUAAUUUAAAUAAAAGUAAUAAUUGUUUUA
Messenger RNA from Agrilus planipennis (emerald ash borer), 3377 nucleotides. RefSeq names its product E3 ubiquitin-protein ligase Su(dx) (gene Su(dx)). The transcript is spliced from 9 exons. The record is from RefSeq and is a predicted model, not a curated record. Gene Ontology annotation, molecular function: protein binding; ubiquitin protein ligase activity. Lineage: Eukaryota; Metazoa; Arthropoda; Insecta; Coleoptera; Buprestidae. Bases 299 to 2866 code for a protein of 855 amino acids. Gene Ontology annotation, biological process: ubiquitin-dependent protein catabolic process.